This is a messenger RNA of Prunus mume (Japanese apricot), 1561 nucleotides long. Its product is annotated as semialdehyde dehydrogenase family protein. The record is from RefSeq and is a predicted model, not a curated record. Gene Ontology annotation, biological process: L-threonine biosynthetic process. NCBI's taxonomy places the organism in Eukaryota, Viridiplantae, Streptophyta, Magnoliopsida, Rosales, Rosaceae. Gene Ontology annotation, molecular function: protein dimerization activity; aspartate-semialdehyde dehydrogenase (NADP+) activity; NAD binding.
ACGUGCUGUUUCAACUGCGACAGGACACCGUAUAUAUUAGGAAGAAGGGGUUUAAGUGAACACAACAAAACUCAAAACCCCACUCCGCCGCCACAACUCUCUCCUCUGUUACACAACAAAACUCAAAAAUCCUAGUCCGCCGCCACUAGUUGUCUCAAAAUGGCCACUUUUACUCACCACCACCACGGUGCCCUUCUCAAGACACCCCUCUCCGGCCGGGCUCGGAUCCCCGGAUCCAAGGCCAGGCCCGGCCCAUUUAGAGUCCGAAUGUCUCUGCAAGAGACCGGCCCUUCGUUGGCGGUGGUCGGCGUCACCGGCGCGGUGGGUCAGGAGUUCCUGUCGGUCCUCCAAGACCGUGACUUCCCUUUCCGUUCAAUCAAGAUGCUCGCAUCCAAGCGCUCCGCGGGUCAGAAUUUGAACUUCCUGGGUCAAAACUACGUCGUUGAGGAGCUCACCCGUGACAGCUUUGACGACGUCGACAUCGCUCUCUUCAGCGCCGGUGGGUCAAUAAGUAAAGAGUUUGGUCCCCUUGCCGUAGAGCGUGGCACCAUUGUCGUUGAUAAUAGCUCCGCUUUUCGUAUGCAAGAAGGCGUGCCGCUUGUGGUCCCUGAAGUCAAUCCGGAGGCUAUGGAGGGAAUUAAGGUUGGGAGAGGAAAGGGCGCGCUCAUUGCGAACCCUAAUUGCUCCACCAUUAUUUGUUUAAUGGCUGCUACCCCUCUUCAUCGCCAUUCUAAGGUAUUACGUAUGGUGGUUAGUACGUAUCAGGCUGCUAGUGGUGCUGGUGCUGCUGCCAUGAGAGAACUUGAGCAGCAAACUCAUGAGGUCCUGGAAGGGAAGCCGCCAACUUGUAAGAUAUUUCAGCGGCAGUAUGCUUUUAAUUUGUUUUCACACAAUUCGGCAGUUCUUCCAAAUGGAUAUAAUGAAGAGGAAAUGAAAUUAGUCAAGGAGACACGAAAAAUAUGGAAUGACACCAAUGUCAAGGUAACUGCCACAUGUGUACGAGUUCCUGUCAUGCGGGCACAUGCUGAGAGUAUAAAUCUUCAAUUUGAGAACCCCCUUGAUGAGGACACCGCGAGGGAUAUUCUGAAGAAAGCUCCUGGGUUGGUGAUUAUUGAUGACCGGACAUCUAAUAUCCGUCGCGAUGUAUCCCAAGAGGGGAACUAUGGGUUGGACAUCUUUGUCUGUGGUGAUCAAAUACGCAAGGGAGCUGCACUUAAUGCUGUUCAGAUUGCUGAGAUGUUGCUAUAGUUGAACUUUAAUUCCAACCGUGAAACAGGUUUCACAGUAUAAAUCUAUUUGCGAGAAGAGAUGAAGUGAUUUGAGUUGAUUAUACUUUAAUCUGCAGAUGUGGACACGAGAUGAGCUCCAGCAAAUUCAAGCUGUUUUUGUAGAAUAAGAUAUUAGGCUUAUUAGUAAUUAUUCUAAUUUUUAUAAAACAAUGUCAUUCUCAAGUGUUAGCAUAAUAUCCUUCCAUUUUGAGGGGAGUUUUGUUAUAAUAAUCUUGUAUUUAAAGAUAACAAAUUGUAUGUGUGCUGUUCCAAAUGUUGUAUGCCAAAAGAAU